AUGGCCUCAGCGGCCCUGGCUACCGUAGCCGAUGCUUCUGCGUUCAGCGUCCGGUCAUUGUAUCGCUCGCUGUUGCGACAAUCGCGGCAAUUUGCGAAUUACAAUUUCAGAACGUAUGCAAGAAGGAGGACAAGGGAUGCAUUUCAUGAACACCAGCACGAACAAGAUCCCCGGCGGAUACAGGAGUUGGUGCAAAAGGGUUUGAAGGAAUUGCAGGUUAUGAAGAGGCAAACGGUAAUAUCACAAUUUUACCAGCUCGACCGAUUGGUAGUCGAAGGCGGAAUUUCGGGUCAGGAGACAGGAGGCCAUGGUGGAAUUGUACGACAGAAAGACACUGGAUGGGACUGA
This is a messenger RNA of Rhinocladiella mackenziei CBS 650.93, 348 nucleotides long. RefSeq lists its product as uncharacterized. The record is from RefSeq and is a predicted model, not a curated record. Gene Ontology annotation, cellular component: mitochondrion; L-cysteine desulfurase complex. Lineage: Eukaryota; Fungi; Ascomycota; Eurotiomycetes; Chaetothyriales; Herpotrichiellaceae. Bases 1 to 348 code for a protein of 115 amino acids. Gene Ontology annotation, biological process: iron-sulfur cluster assembly. The transcript has 4 exons.